AGUGUGGUCCAAUAGGAUGCAGCGGUCAGAGACACGUUGUAUAGUUCCUUCAACAGACAUGUCAGCCUCCAGUUCAUACACAGAGUGAUUUUAAAUUACUGACCUAAACUCCACGAUGGUUUUUGUUGACUCACAUCCCUCCUACACUGGGACCAUCCUCCGUGUUAGAGGGCCGCUGGAGCUCAAAUGUCGGUUGGACAGCACAGAGGUGUCACAGAUACAGAAGGUGAUCUCAGGAACAUUUGAGACCCUCCGCUCUCAGGUGAAAUCUGAAUCCUGUGUUCUCACAGUCUGUGACAGUCCUGUUGUUAUUUGGCCAAACAAAGGUGUUAAAGCAACACCCGACGAAAUAACUCCAGACACACUGUGUGAAGAGAUACAUCAGUGGAUACAGACAGAUGAACAGGAGAGCUUUGGCAAGAAAUCUGGGAAAAAGAAAAGCAAAAAAGGUUCAGCAGUGAGUGUCAUAAACCUUCGCCUGAUGAUGGAGGUGUCAAGGCCCGGCCCACUCCCAGCUCCUAUCCUCAGCAAAACAGUCCAGAAAUCCCACUUCCUGUCUACAACUCUUCCCAUGGACUGUGUUGUCGAAACCAGCUGCAACAGCACAAUCAAAGAUGCCUGUGAGCGCCUGGUGGAGGCGCUAGCUCAUCAGCUGUGUGAGAUGGAGAAAGUGACCUUGCAGCACAUGAAAGGGACUUCACUGCUGGUCCCUGAGCCGUUCCACUUUCUGCUUCCAGAGCCAGCAGGACUAGUGACCGUGGUUUACCCAGCAGGAGUGCCUGACAGCCAACUAGAGACGCAGCGUAAGGAGUUGCAUCAACAGUUUGAGCUACCAGAUGACAGGCCUUAUUUUAGAAGAGCCAAUGCAUACCACUUUCCCAAUGAGCCCUACAGAGACGGUUAUCUCCGAAACCCUCAUCUGGUCCUCACACAUCCCACCCUGGACGAUGGCAAGGUGUACUUGGUCCAAGGGAUCUACAGCUAUCACCACUACAUGCAGGACCGUAUGGAUGACAAUGGCUGGGGCUGCGCUUAUCGCUCCCUGCAGACCAUCUGCUCCUGGUUCCAGCAACAAGGCUACGUAGAGCGGCCUGUGCCCACUCACAGAGAGAUCCAGCAGGCUUUAGUGGACGUUGGAGACAAGCAGCCAUCGUUUGUGGGAUCACGCCAGUGGAUCGGAUCCAUUGAGGUUCAGGCUGUUCUGAACCAGCUGCUUGGGGUCACGUCCAAGAUCAUGUUUGUGAGUCAGGGGUCUGAGCUGGCGUCUAAAGGCAGAGAACUGGCCAACCACUUCCUUACUGAGGGAACUCCUGUCAUGAUUGGAGGGGGAGUUUUAGCUCAUACUAUUCUGGGUGUAGCGUGGAGUGAGACCACCGGGCAGAUCCGCUAUCUCAUACUAGAUCCACAUUACACAGGAGCAGAGGACCUGCAGGUUAUCACAGACAAGGGCUGGUGUGGCUGGAAAGGACCAGAUUUUUGGGAUCAGACUGCGUAUUAUAAUCUCUGUCUGCCUCAGAGGCCAAAGAUGACCUGAGCUCUCACAGCCUCUCAGAUGGAGAGGAUGAAUAACUGUUAGUUUUAUAAGGAAUCUGUCCAAUGUUUCAAAUUUGAAGAAUUUCUGGAAUGAAGUUUAAGUCUUGUAAUUUACCCUUGCAGUUCUGGUUAAGCCCUACAUAAAUUGUUGUCAUGGCAACAAAAGCACAGCUAUUUACAGAUGUAAUUUGUUAAUAUUGGCUGGUAAAUGUAUAUGUAUACAGGCUCAUUUUAUUUAGGAGAGAAAUACAGUACAUCAAGGAACCCACCAUGACUGAUGCCAAAAUAUGGUCUUUACUCCCAUCGCCCCAACACAUAUUCUACUGUACUAUAUGGCUGAUUUUACAAAUGAUUAAACUGUACAGUGUAUCUUAUUGUUUCUCAUUUUUUCUUUGUUUUUUUUUUUCAAAUGUUUUAACAUUGCAGUCUAAAGCUGAAACAGUUAAUUAUUAGAUCAGUCAGUUCAACAGAAAAUGAUAUUUUUUACGAAUUCAUUCUUUUCAAGCAAAAAUGCCAAAUAUUCACUGAUUUCUGCUUUUCAAAAUAUGAAGGAUUGUAUAACUUUCUUUGCCAUUUAUGGUGGUAAAUUUAAUGUGUGUUGAUCUGAUAAAACAAGAAAGCUACAAAAUCA
Messenger RNA from Lates calcarifer (barramundi perch), 2164 nucleotides. It is a transcript of the gene ufsp2, whose product is annotated as ufm1-specific peptidase 2. The record is from RefSeq and is a predicted model, not a curated record. Lineage: Eukaryota; Metazoa; Chordata; Actinopteri; Centropomidae.